AUGCUGCGCCUGACUCUGUCUGCACUGGGCCGCGUUGCCUCUGCCUCGUCUGCCUCAUCAGCCUCAUCCACCUGCAGCACGCCACGCGCAAUGACUUGUGCCAUCCGUCAUUACAGCUCACGGCCGAUGGAGCCGCCGACAACCGGGUCACCCGGAACAAAACGGACCAUCAUUGAUCUCAAGAAAAUGCACAAGCAGAACGAACCCAUCGCAAUGGUCACUGCAUACGAUUAUCCGUCCGCACUGAUGGCUGAAAUGGCCGGAAUGGACAUGAUUCUUGUCGGCGAUUCCCUGGCCAUGGUCGCGCUUGGCUACGACAGUACCACCUCGAUCACAAUGGAUGAAAUGUUGCACCACUGCCGAGCAGUUUCGCGAGGCGCAAAAAAGCCCUUCCUGGUCGGCGACAUGCCCUUUGGCAGCUACCAGUCUUCCGCCGAUAAAGCCGUUGAAAAUGCGACCCGGUUCAUCAAGGAGGGCAACAUGGAGUCGGUCAAGCUCGAAGGCGGUGUUGAGAUGGCAGACGUUGCCCGCCGCAUCGUUCGUGCCGGCAUUCCAGUUCUGGGCCACAUUGGGUUGACACCACAAAGCGCCACGGCCCUGGGUGGGUUUCGCGUUCAAGGAAAGACCGCCGAAGCAGCGGCCCAACUGCUCGAGGACGCUCAAGCGCUCGAAGAUGCCGGCUGCUACGCCAUUGUGGUCGAAGCUGUUCCUGACAAGGUUGCCGAGUACAUUACGCAGCAGAUUUCCGUGCCUACGAUUGGCAUUGGCGCUGGUCCGCAAACCUCUGGCCAAGUCCUCGUGUACCUCGACAUGCUUGGAAUUUUCGAUCGCUUUGUGCCAAAGUUUUGCAAGCAGUACGCCAAAAUGGCGCCAGAAAUCAUCUCUGCAUUGCAGAACUACACCAAAGAGGUGAAGGCGCGCUCCUUCCCUGCGCCAGCCAAUUGCUACCCAAUCAAUGACGAGCAAUGGAACCUGUUCCUCAAGCGUGUUCAACACCAACACCAGCAGCAACAGCAACCGCAUCAACCUGGCUCGGCUGCUCCCAUCGUGGAUGCUGACUCCAAGAAGCCCGUCAACGUUCACGAGAUCGAUCCAGCCGCCCUGCAGGCCCUGUUUUCCUCAAAGUCUGUCAAGCAGCAACUCAUCACGACGUACGGCGGCCAACAGCGCAUCAUUAGUCGCGGUUAUUCGUCGUUGGCCCGCACCUCUGCUAGCAGCACCGCUACUGCCGCGCCCGCGACUCCCCGCAACAUUGUCGUCCUCGGAGCAGGCGCAAUGGGUCUGGUGAUGACUACCUUGCUCGCCGCAUCUCCCCAGCUGACUGUUUGGCUGGCGGACGCGUGGAAGCCAGUUGUUGACGCUGUUCAAGCUCGGGGCGUCCAGCUGCAAGGCGAGCGUGUUGCUCAAACGUUCAAGGCCGCAACUGCGCAAGCCGAGAACGCUGCAGUGCUCGCUGCUUCCUCGAUCCGUGCUCUUCAUGUGCCCGCGCUUGCGGGGUCUGUGGUCGAUCCUGUGUCGAUUGCCGCACUGCAAGCGUUGCCAUCCUCCAUCGACGCUCUGGUCGUUCUUGUCAAGUCACAGCACACGCAAGCCGCUGCCCGUGUCAUCCACCAUGUGCUCCAACAGCGCUCCACAAAGCACGCUGUCGUGCUCUCGUUGCAAAACGGACUUGGGCACACCGAAACCCUCGCGUCCACCUUGGCUUAUUCGCCCAACGCGUCUGCAUCACGUUCCUCAACUGACGCUUUCGCCUCGACCAUUGUUCAUGGAGUUGUCUGGAGUGGAGCGCGCGUGACUGACCACGGUGUCGUGCAAGUCACGGCGGGGCGUCCCGAUUUGACACUGCCACUUUCCUCGAGCGAGCAGCCAUCAAACCAUCAAGAAAUCCUUGCUUUUCUGGCAGAUGCAUUGCGGUACGGCGGCGCUACCGUUUCGAAUGUCCCUGCCCAGGCUGCCACGUCGCUGACUUGGCAAAAAACGAUGGUCAACGCUGUCAUCAACCCUCUCACGGCACUGCUGCGCGUCCCAAACGGACAGCUGGCCGCGGUGGAAGAGCUGAGGGCUGCCGCGCGUGACAUUGCCGACGAGUGCGCAGCGAUUGCAAACGCCAGCGGCGUUGCCCCGACUCCCGCUUUCGCCGACACGCAAUCGCCGCACUUGUGGUCAUCGGCCAUCAUUUUCCAGGCAGCCAUGCAGGUGGCCGAGCGCACGGCAACAAACCGAUCCUCCAUGCUGACAGAUGUCGAGCGAAACCAGGUCACGGAAGUUGAUUUCAUCAACGGCGCUUUGGCGCGCGCUGCGACAAAGCAUCACGUCCGCUCGCCCCUCAAUUCCCUCUUGACGCUGCUGGUCAAUCGACAACAGUCAUAA
Messenger RNA from Capsaspora owczarzaki ATCC 30864, 2370 nucleotides. RefSeq names its product 3-methyl-2-oxobutanoate hydroxymethyltransferase. The transcript is spliced from 7 exons. Gene Ontology annotation, biological process: pantothenate biosynthetic process. The coding region runs from base 1 to 2370 and encodes 789 amino acids. Gene Ontology annotation, molecular function: 3-methyl-2-oxobutanoate hydroxymethyltransferase activity; oxidoreductase activity; magnesium ion binding. The record is from RefSeq and is a predicted model, not a curated record. Lineage: Eukaryota; Filasterea; Ministeriida; Capsasporidae. Gene Ontology annotation, cellular component: mitochondrion.